AUGACUAUUGACAUGUGUGACCGGAUUUCUUACGUGUUGAUCAAGAUAGAUAUGUCGCAGGGUCAUCCACCAGCUCCGGUCUUCAUGACAACUGAGUGGCUCCAGCUUUGCAGCUAUAGAUGUGCACGUGUUUUCUUGACUGUACCGUGUAUCGAGAUCUAUGUUGAAGGCGCU
This is a messenger RNA of Aspergillus niger, 174 nucleotides long. RefSeq lists its product as uncharacterized. The annotation marks the transcript as partial. The transcript is spliced from 2 exons. The record is from RefSeq and is a predicted model, not a curated record. NCBI's taxonomy places the organism in Eukaryota, Fungi, Ascomycota, Eurotiomycetes, Eurotiales, Aspergillaceae.